Messenger RNA from Cygnus atratus (black swan), 1823 nucleotides. It is a transcript of the gene VGLL1, whose product is annotated as vestigial like family member 1. NCBI's taxonomy places the organism in Eukaryota, Metazoa, Chordata, Aves, Anseriformes, Anatidae. The record is from RefSeq and is a predicted model, not a curated record. Gene Ontology annotation, biological process: regulation of transcription by RNA polymerase II. The coding region runs from base 81 to 809 and encodes 242 amino acids. The transcript has 5 exons. Gene Ontology annotation, cellular component: nucleus.
AGCAAACAACUACUCACAAAAAUCUUUUCCUUGUGGAGGUGUGUGCUGACAAGUCAUCAAGGAGCUGCUCAUUAUUGAAAAUGGAGGAAACAAGGAAGCUCUCUCCAAAGCCAUGUAAAAGCAAAGAACCCGUGAAAACAGAAUGGGGGUCUCAGAGUGUCGUGUUUACAUAUUUCCAAGGGGAUAUUAACAGCGUGGUAGAUGAACAUUUUUCUAGAGCUCUAAGCGGUGCCAAGAACCCACAAGACCUGAGCAUGAAGCACAAGGGCGAGACUGUUGUCCUGAAGAACGAUAGCAUGUCUCCCCAUCAGUGGAAUUUCUCUUCACAUUGCUCCAAACCAUAUCCUUCAUCUUCUGCUACAAGCAUGUCAAACUCUGGUCUGAAUUUUUCUGCUGCUGGUAUGGCAGGCCAGUACCAGCCAUCAGCUCUGCGGAGUCAUCCAACUCAACCUGCAGAUCUGUGGCCCUUCCCUUCGAUCGGUACUCCCGCUCUUACCAGUUCGGUGUAUCAUCAUGCCUUGCCUGACCUGCACGUGGUAGAUGAACCGAUCUCUGACAGGAAAUACGGUUCUCUUCUUGGUCUUCUGCAACAGGAAAGGUGCCUAACAUCCAUGCAAGAAUGUACCAUGAAGCAACACUCAAGUCCUGCUUGUAUGACUGGACCUACUGGAUUACAAAAUAUAAGUCAAAGUUCAGUUCCUGGGGGAGACAGGAAAGCAAGCGCUUACCAGGGCUCAGAAAAUCCCAGUGCAAGCCAUGCCACUGCAGGUAUUCAGAUUCAUGACAGAAGACGGGAUUUGUACUUCUAGCAACAGGAUGUUUCUACUUUAUUCUGACAGAGAAAGUUCUUGCCAUGAACUUUUAUUAUUUGCAACUGUGAAUCAAGAAGAAAUGAACUGCAGCUAUGCCAUGCUUUUUCUUUCGGAUGGAAGAAUACACCUACUAUUUACUAUUUUAGGAAUGAAAAAUCUUUCUUUAUUCAGUAAAUAAUUUCUGAUGGUUGUGGUAUUGAAGGUAUUCAACCUAACAGACUCUGUUGUGAAGAAAUAUUGUCUACUUACAGCUUUUUACACUUAACCCUCUCUGAAAGGACUUUCAGCACUUUUUAUUCAUUCUUGAUAAGAAGCACAAUUCUAUCUUGGAGGGAUGCAAUUAAUAUAAAUUCAUUGCUGCAACUUCUUAUCUUGAUUUUAUAUCUCCAUAUUGUUUAAAAUAGUAUUAGACUGUGGGCUCCCUUUGCAAGACUUCAAGACAACCACAGGCCACCAGAGAAGUAUAUUACUGCACUUCCCAAAAUAUAAAUAUGAUAAUUUGUGGCCAUGUUUGCAAUUCACGGGGACAUUCUUCAGUCUUCAGAAACUAUAUAAUAAGCAUAUGCAUGAAGGCUCUGUUUUGCCCUCAUAAUGUAUAAUUUUCUGGAAAACAAUAAUUUAACUCUAGAUCUGGAAAGAAAUCUAGAAAUCAUUGGAUACAAUUAAAAUCCCACUAUGAGCAAAAAGCUGGAGCUGGGAAUGCUUUAUUUUCCCAGCCUCUCUGCAGGUAAAAAGGAACUUUUUUCUAAAUCAAUUGUGAUUGAUUUUUUUAAAAUAAUUAUACUGCAGGGCUCAGCCAUCUGAACAAGGUGAUUUGUGAUUUUUUUUUUUUUACAAAACUGCCUUUCUUCUCUUUUAACUUUAUUAAUACAUUUCCAAUUAGUUCUUUGGUUAUUACAUCCACCUUUCCCAGUUUUUUAAGGCUACAUGGUAAAAUAAUCUGGCUUUCUCUGAGUCAAAGCAAAGACUUCUGUGCUGUACUCUCUACAUUUGUCUUACCAAUUUGUUUUA